Vanrija pseudolonga is the source of this 977-nucleotide messenger RNA. RefSeq lists its product as uncharacterized. Gene Ontology annotation, molecular function: transcription elongation factor activity. Gene Ontology annotation, biological process: regulation of DNA-templated transcription; transcription elongation by RNA polymerase II. Lineage: Eukaryota; Fungi; Basidiomycota; Tremellomycetes; Trichosporonales; Trichosporonaceae. The record is from RefSeq and is a predicted model, not a curated record. The transcript has 5 exons. Bases 33 to 977 code for a protein of 314 amino acids. Gene Ontology annotation, cellular component: super elongation complex.
CAAACACUCACCCACACACACGCCGCCGCGCAAUGUCCACCGACCUCCUCGGCGCACUCCCAUCCGGCACGUUUGCGCUCGAGCUCGGGCCGAGCGCGCGCGCGCUGCUCGGCAAGCGCAAGGCUGAAGACGACGGCCUCGUCGGUCUGAGAUACAAGUUCAAGCCCGUGUCGGUGCAGCCUGAGACGCCGGGCGCGCUCGAGUAUGCGAGCACUGGGCGCGUGCUGGCGUUUGACGUGUCUUCCGGCGGCCACCAAGUCUUCGAUAUCCGUGAAGAACCGUCCAAGGCGCGCGAGUGUGCCCUUGUAUGGGACGAGCAGAGACGGACCUUUGUGCUCCACUCGCUGCCGACCACGCUCGUCCCCACCGUCAAUCGCACCCUGUCCUCGUCGUGGCCUGAGGGCCGUGUGCCUGAGCCAUCACUCGCCAAGGACGAGCAGCCACCACGGGCGGCGAAGAAGGCGCGCGUGUCAGCGGCAUCGCCGCCGGCUGACGCCGCACCGUCGGGGCGCGCGCCCCGCUCCAGCGUGGCAGGCAAGGGCGUCGCGCGCAAGCAGCUGCCCAACAGCGUGCUCCCCGAGCCUGUGGCAGCCUCCAAGCCCAAGGCGAAGCGCGCCGCCCCAGCAAAGAAGACCAAGGCCGCAGCUGCACCAAAGCCAAAGGCAGCCCCGAAGAAGCGGGGCGCCGCGGCCAACAGCAAGGCGGCCGUUGUCCCCGCGUCCAAGGUCAAGAGCGAGGAGUUUAUCGAGGACUCGGACGACGACGCGGGCGACGACGACGGCAUGGACGAGUUUGCCAACAUGCUCGGCGAGGCCGUCGAGCAGGCUGCUGGCGCGUCGACCGCGCUGGCCGGGUACGACGACGACGAUGACGACGACGACGACGUCGAGGAGGACGACGACGACGAGCUGGGCGGCGCCCACUUUGCGGGAUACCAACCAGACGAGGCGGACGGCGCCGACGUCGAGUGGAUCUAG